AUGGCCGAGCAAAUGCAGCCUGAGGCGGGAAGCUCAACUGGAGGGCCUUCUCAGCUGCCCUCAGGUCCAAGCGAGUCUGGAGAUCCGGUGACGACAGAGCUGGCCUCGGCGAGUCCAGCCACCUCUGCCGCUCCUCGGAAGAAGCAAAAGUUCUCGCGAGCUCGAACAGCAUGCCUACCUUGCCGGUCCAGGAAGAGCAAAUGCGGCUCCUCUCCGCCCGAUCCAUGUCAGAACUGCGUCGAUUGGGAUAUCCAAUGCGUCUGGCCGACGGGAGACGGUCGGUCCUCCCGCGCGAGGGUCCAGCGAUCAAAAGGCGGAGAGGAGACUGCUGCGGAGCCCGCGACGGGCGAUCAGUCUUUCGCUGCGACUGAAGUUGCAGCGGGCCAGACGCCUCUGGACGACGGGUCAGCAGAUUGGCUACAAAGGUUGCUUUCUGGCACUUCACCACCAGAUCCUCAACUACCCUUCACCGGUCUAUCGGCGCCAGCUAUGACGUCCUCUUCAUCUACGACAGCACCCUUCGACCAACUCAGGACAGGUUUCUCGCCUCCUUCGGCAGAUACGUUUCAAUCUAUAUUCGCUACCCCUUCAUCCUCCGGUCCUGCCCACGCCCUGUCCUACGGCGAUCUCGCGGAAUCGUACGCCCUACCUGGCGGCGGGGUAGAUCCGGCGCGAUUCAUGUGGGCAAUGAGUAGCCAGCUACCACUAGUCCAGGAGGCGAGUCCGGCGGAUGAGCGACUGAAAGCUGGAACGGGGGCAGCCGUGUCUGCUGAGGGCAACGCGGAGCAAGCAGCAGAGAAGGAAGAGAAGAUCGUCAAGGUCAGCUGGUGGAGGCCGCAUGGACAGACCGCGAUCGCGCCAGGUCUCAAGCGUAUCACGCUCAAAGUCCGUAUCGAGCACCCUUCAGCACCCUUUGCUGCGGCUACCUACUCUGAUUCUCCCGGUACAUCAUUACAGCGCCUGGUCGACUCGGACGGCGCACCAACAUCGGAGAUCAUGAAGCAUCUGCUGGACAUCUUCUUUCUUCAUUUCGGGUGUCAAUUUCCCUUUUUGGAUCGACAGAUCUUGGAGGAUCAAGUGGACAGGCGGAAUGGGAGUGUGUUCAUGAUGAACUGUGUUGCUGGUCUUGCCGCUAGAUUUUCCUCUCAUCCAGCAAUAGCGCUACCGCACCUCGAACCAUGCGCGUAUGGAAACAUCUUCUACGACCGUGCCAAAUCACUCCUUGGAUCCAUCUUGAGCGUACCCUCGAGAGAAGCUAUCGCGGGGUUUGUCAUGCUGGCGCAUAUCAGCUUUGCGAAUGAUGCCGAAUCAGAAUUGUGGAUGUUGACGGGUAUGGCUGUGCGGAUGGCGAUUGAUAUGGGUCUACAUCUAGACCCACCGGAAGACUCGACCAUCUCGCAAACGGACCGCCGCUUGAACCGUCUUAUCUUCUUCACCGUCCUCCUCAUGGAUUACGCCCUCUCUUUUGGCGUCGGCCGACAAACGACCUUUCGCGUUGAAGAUAUCACCCAGACACUGCCGACCGGGGCCGACUUUCCCGAAUCCUCCACCCGUUCACCCUUCCUCUACGCCGCUCAGAUGAUGCUGUCGUACGGCCCACUCAUCAACAUGCUCAAUUGCGAGCAGCGCGAGGGGACUCGGAAGGAGUCGGAGAUACAAUCUGCUUUGGCACAGGCGAUCAAGCAGUAUAAUCAAUUGCCGCAGGAUAUGCAGUGGACGGUCGCAAAUCUGCAAAUGCAUUCCAAGUGUAAUCAAGGUCCAAUCUUCCUCCAUCUCCAUCUGUGGAUGCACACUAUCCUGGCAUCAGGUCACCUGACCGGAACGAACCUUCCCCGCCGAGGCAACCCAAAUCCCACGCUACCCGCCAUUUCCAUCGCCCCUACCCCCAAUACCACUACCGCCUCAACCCUCUGGCGCAACUCUGUUCGCACUAUCGGCGACAUCCUCGUCUUGUCUGACAUCAUCAACCCGCAGGCAUACCUCGCAGUCCCGUUUACGAAUCAGGCGUUCUUUGUUGCUGCUUGCUGCUACGUCUGGGAAAUUGAUCAACAUCGCAGUCCUCCAAUAUCCCCUGAGCUACCGCCCAUCCCCCCACCCGCAGUGCCAGACACUUCAGACAAGCAACCGCCAAGCGAGACGAAAGACACCGGCGGCGCCAAAAAGACCUCCGGCAGGCAGAUCGAUCUCUCUCGCGCCCUCCUCGCCUCUGUCGCCCGGACCAAUAUCGCCACUCUACAAGCGGGGCUUGCCAAGCAGGCAGUCUACUGGAGCGGCACGCGAUGGGUGAUGGCUGCCCUGGAAAAGCGGAUUGAGGGAUUCCAGGAUGUGGAUCUGCAGGGAGUGACGGAGAAGUUGAAGAGCUUUGUCAGUCUGCCGGAUGCGGGGCUGGUGGGUCGGUCAGCGGUGAUUCCGCGAGGUAGCCAGAGUAUGGGGUUGUCGAGCGGAGUAGGAGCGGGUACAGGGGGUCAAUUUGACUAUAGCCAGCUGGACUUCUUCAAUCUCCCCUUUGACCCUACGGCUGGUGCUGCAAAUACGAACGAGGGGACGGGGAAUGUCACGCAGACAGAAGUACCACUGCCACAAAAUUGGCAGACUGACUGGUUCAAAUAG
Molecule: messenger RNA, 2610 nt
Organism: Dioszegia hungarica
Lineage: Eukaryota; Fungi; Basidiomycota; Tremellomycetes; Tremellales; Bulleribasidiaceae
Product: fungal-specific transcription factor domain-containing protein
Exons: 10
Coding region: 1-2610 (869 amino acids)
Biological process (GO): DNA-templated transcription; regulation of DNA-templated transcription
Molecular function (GO): zinc ion binding; DNA binding; DNA-binding transcription factor activity, RNA polymerase II-specific
Source: RefSeq, a predicted model, not a curated record